Hyaloperonospora brassicae is the source of this 2769-nucleotide messenger RNA. NCBI's taxonomy places the organism in Eukaryota, Oomycota, Peronosporomycetes, Peronosporales, Peronosporaceae. The record is from the annotation of a GenBank genome assembly.
AUGGCUACAUCACCGCCUUUGGUGCUGCUGCGUGUGCUGGCGCUCUUGAGCGUCUUGCUCACGACUGCGUUUGUGCUGGACAUGGCGAGGAACACGUUGCUGCCGUCGCAGUGCGACAUGACGUGGUCGUGGCCCGUGUACACGCCCGUGACGUGGCACUCGAGUGGACCGGUUGUGCACCCAAAGUACCGUCUCUAUCGCGUGCACAUGAAGUCGGCGCGCGAGCCUUUGACUGGUGUGCCCGUCCUGUUUGUGCCAGGGCACGGCGGUAGUUACAAGCAAGCGCGGUCGUUGGGUCGGCAUCUAUGGGACAUGGACGACGACCUGUUUGACGUGUUUGCACUGGAAUUUAACGAAGAGCCGACGGGACUCAAUGGAAACUUCAUUACGGACCAAGCGACGUAUCUCAAUGACGUCGUGCGCGCGAUUCUUCACGCGUACCGCACGAGACGCAAGACGAAAACGACAGAGGAGUACGCUCUCAAGCGUGCGAGGCCAGAGAGCGUCAUGCUAGUGGCUCAUUCCAUGGGCGGCAUCGUCGCCCGUACUGCAGAAGCGCUGCCUAAUUACAAACGACACUCGAUCCAACACGUGGUGGCACUUGGUGUACCGUACGAGCAACCGUCGUUCGUGUUUGAUGCCGAGAUGAAUGCCGUGUACGACCGAAUGCACGCUGCGAGACAGCCGGACGACAAUGUGGUCUAUGUCUCGAUUGCUGGUGGACACAAGGAUACACUGGUACAUACGUCGUGGACGAGUGUGGACACGGUGGCUGACCCGUCGCGGGCCUUUGCAGCGCUGGCGUCGGCGCUUCCAGCAGUGAAGACGCCAGUAGACCAUUUCUGUUUGGUAUGGUGUCAUCAGUUGCUGAAAGUUGUUGCGCAGAGUUUGUACGAGGUUGUGGAUCUCGAGACGAGAAAGCUAGUAAGCAGUCCGAGUGCGCGACUUGCCAUUGCGAAGAAAGUGGUGUUUGGACAGUUAGGUGCUGAGCAGGAUGUGGAGAUUGAGGGUGCUGCGAACGUUUCGUUGCACCGGACGUAUGUGCAGGAUGGAUAUUAUCCCGGAGAGUACACUGGAUAUGCGCUGUCCCUCCCGCUCUUCUUGGCCAAGCUGCUGCGUACUAAAUUGACGAUGGUGUUCGUGAUCAUGUACGCGUUGGCGUUGCAGAUUUUCUGCGCACAAGUUUCGCAGUGGCAAAGUCGCUUCAAUUUGCAGUCAACAUAUGGUACGGAGGAUCUUCACCCAGAGAACUUUCCAUCGUUUACAUCGAUGCUGCACCCUUGGACGCAUGCUCCUGCUUUUUUCAAGAACAUGGUCACGUAUUGCUCGCGCAAAACAGCCGACGUCGGCGUGAGAAGGGUCGCGGCGGCAGCCAUUGCUGUACUCACGCUCGUUCUUACGGCUUGGGUGCUCUACCUGUACAAUGGCGGUCAGAUGCUCACUGAACAGGCAGCAGACAGUUCGAUUGCUAUGAUGGCGGCAGUUGCUGAGUUUGUCAUUCUAUACGCCUACGCGCUGGGCUUGUUGUACGCGCUGACGACACUAUUUUCGUUGCUACAGCGCUUUGCCGUAUUGCCACUUGUGUCAGUUGUUGGCAAUGUGACUGAUCGACUGAAGCUUCGCAGCUGGAUGCUGGUCGUCAUCAUCCACGCGACUGCACAGCUGCUGGGGCAUUUUACGAGCUCCUCGUCAUGGAGUUCUUCUCAAAUCUUGGGACUGUUGGUAUUGGCGUCGUUCGUCGUGUUUGUCGUGUACACACUGGCGUUGGGUGGAGACAGUUACGGAACGUCGGAUCAGCAGCGCAUGCAACGUUCGCUCUUCGCUGUGCUAUGGCUCUCCAUUUUGUCCUGGGUCGGAAAAAUGGCUUACUUUGCUGGGAUAGCGCGUUUCCCACCACCAGAGCUCUCGAACAGUCUCUUGAUGGAAGGUGGCUCGUACGUUGUCAUUCUGAGCAUGUACACGUACCUUAUCCAUCUGUCGCUGAGCGGAAUGAUCCCGCUGCCUCCGACGGCAUUUUUCGGUGCUUCGUCCGGACAAGAUGCAGCUUCUGUCUACGGAAAGUCAUCCAGCAGUGCAGCCAGCAGUGUCAAAAUCACGGCUGAAAACUGUCCAAAGUGUGUAUUCGAGGAUGGCGGUCCUGGGGCUGUGUUUGUCGAGUACAGCGACAAGACAACGCACUGCGUUACGGAAGGCACAGCUGGUGGGGCGGUGUACGUCGGCCCGACGUUUCGUGUCGUUUUGUGUGAUUGUGUGUAUCGGUUCAAGGUUUCGCGAGACUUCUGUGACUUCUGCAUCCGAUCGUGUCGAUUGUGCGGAGGCGGAAAUGGAAACUUCCAGGAGGCUGCCAAGUACAAAGUGUUCCUGGAAGAGAGCAAGGUGGACAUGGCGAUGCAUGCCAUCGUGCCGAUGGCUUUCCAGGUUUGUGCAGCUAUCCAGGCUACCUAUGGCUUGUACCGAGCGCGAAUGUUUUUCUACCUCACGCCCGUGUGCGCUCUAGCGCUAGUCGUGUAUCACGUCUUGCUUCGCCAUCCCAUCGAGACUCGACGCAUCAAGAACAAGCAGCGCGAAAGGGCGACAAAGAGGAACAAGUCGCCAGGUGUGUCCACGAACAAGCCGACCUCAGCUGCUACCGUCAUACCGUCGGCGGCACCUCCUGCAACAAGCAACGAGACCGCUCCUCGCACUAAGAAGAAAAACAAGCGCAAAUCGAGAACGUCGCUUACUUCGUCUGCGUCACCGCCGAAAGUGAAGGAUUCCACCGCGUCGUAG